Messenger RNA from Salvia hispanica, 586 nucleotides. The record is from RefSeq and is a predicted model, not a curated record. Lineage: Eukaryota; Viridiplantae; Streptophyta; Magnoliopsida; Lamiales; Lamiaceae.
AAACCAUAUCCGUCUUCCAUAUUUCUCUCUGUAAAGAUCAAAGAUUCAAUUUGCUAAAAAAAUGGCUAUGCAACUAAAUGAAAGAACCCCACAAAAAAACAAAACAAAGUUUGGCACGGUGAUUUCAUCAGAUCAACAAUCACAAAUGGUCUUUGAAGACAUACUUCAAGCAGAAUUUCAAGGCGAGUUAGGCCCAACUUGCCAACUUGAAAACAAUCAAAAAAUCUGGACAGUAGAAGUCAAACUACUUGCCGACGGAUUAAAGUGCUUCGAUGAUGGAUGGCAGAAAUUUCAAACAGAUAACAACAUUAAAGUCGGAGAUGUGGUGUUUUUUCAUCUGGUUUCAUCCAAUUCUUUCCACGUGGAUAUAUAUGAUGGUGUUACGCAAUGUUUAAAAAUGAGUGAUGACGAAUGACAAAUGCAGUAUUUUGAAGAAUUGCUGAGCAGAUAAGUAAAUCUUAGAAACUAUCAUCUGUGAAACAAACAAUAUGUAUUUUUAACUGAUUAUGUUUUGAAUACUCUAUCAUUUGGAGCGGUAUCAAAUAUGAACUUUGUUAAUUCUAUUCUGAAUUAUAUUUAUGAUGCA